AUGGUCAUGUCGAAAAAAUUGCGUAUUGAUUUGACUGUGUGUACUCUUGCAUUGCUUAUGUUUGGAAUUCAUAUUUAUUUAACUAUGUUUUUCAAGCCAGAAAAAUACAAGUUAGUGAAUACUUUUUCAUAUAAAAAUAAUAACCUAUUAAAUCUUUAGUAGUAAUAAAUGUUUUAUUGAUGAUUGGAAUCGUAUCACUCUUGGAGAUAUUCCACAUGCCAAACAAAUAAAAUUAUAUGGAAAAGAAGGGUUAACAAUCUAUAGAAUGGAUACCCUUUUAGGUGGACAACUUCGAUUAGUUAAUUCAUUUGUAUAUCCAGAUCAUAUUGCAGUUACAACAACUGUUCAACAUUCGCAAAAGUAAGAUUCAAAUAAAUGAUAAACUCAUAAUUAAAUUUCUAGCGAUAAUAUAACUUGUGUCUACUUUGAUUGUAAUCGAAAAGAAAUUGUUAAUACAAGAUUCAAAUCAAUAUAUUAUCCUUAUAAUAUUGUUCUUUGUGCAAGACGAUAUGGAGCAGAAUAUAUAUCACUAGAUUUAGAAGAUGGAAAUAAGAUACCUGAACCUAUUCCUAUGAUUUAUAGAAUAUAUAAAGGUUUCAGUUUAACACUUCAAAUCGAGAUAGACAAAGUUAUUUGAAAUUUCAGAACCGAUUCAUGAAAUUUCAGUUUGUGUUGGUCCAAUCUUUGGAAAUGAAUCAAAAUGGUUAGGAAUUGCUGAAUAUAUGGAACAUUAUAAACUUAUUGGAGUUAAUCAUUUUUAUUUCACAGUUUUUGAUAUAAAUGAAUAUGAUCGAAAAAUAUUGAAUGAUUAUAUUCGAUUAGGAGAAGUUGAAUUGACAGAAUUAGACACUGAAUAUAAAAAAGAAGAUUGGCAAAUGCAUAUGGUUCAACAAGGGGUUUGUAUUUUAAGGGAGAGCGUAAACCCAAAUAAAUAUUUGUUGCAAAAAUACCCCUGAAGGUACACCCACAUGAGUAAAACGGCAAAGAGAAAACCCUGAAGCUUUCACUAUCAAAGGAUACAUUAACAUUUUAGCUUAUACGAUUUGUUGUCUUACUCCUCUUCUCUCUUUACGUCAAAAUAUUUUCUGAUUGUGAAUUUUUUUAGGAAUGUCUACAACGUGCAAAAUUUCAUUCGAAAUGGGUUAUUAAUGCUGAUUUUGAUGAGAGACUCGUUUUGAAAAACAAUAAUACAAUUCAAGAUAUCCUAUAUUCUGAAAAAUCUGCAACGGAAUAUUGGUUAUCUGUUGCACGAGUAUUGAAAAAUGAAACAAUGCCGGAAAAAUACAUCAAUUCCUCGCAAACCGAAAAAGAUAUGCAAUUCAUAAAACAUCAUAUGACUUUGAAUUCAUCAUUCUUCGGUUCCAAACCAAUUUUUCGCUCUGAUAUCGCGGCAAAGAUCUAUUUUCAUCGUGUUAUUAGACAUUAUGAUAAUCAAGAAAUUGUGAGAAAAAUAGAUCCAGAGAUUGCAUAUAUUCGUCAUUAUCGAGAUGAUAAUGAAAGUGGAAUAAAUUCAGGAUGGAAUAAAAAUGGAACUGAAUUCGUGUUUACUGAUUUAGAUGAGGAAUUCAGUCGAAAAUUAGUGGAAAAUGUGCUGAAACGAGUUGAAUAUGUUUAUAAUGAAAAAUUAAUGUAUUGCGAUGAAAUCGGACCAACAUUCUUGAGAUAUAAAAUUUUUAAAGAUUCUUUUGAUUGUAUUGAUAGGACCUGA
Messenger RNA from Caenorhabditis angaria, 1708 nucleotides. NCBI's taxonomy places the organism in Eukaryota, Metazoa, Nematoda, Chromadorea, Rhabditida, Rhabditidae. The record is from the annotation of a GenBank genome assembly.